Molecule: messenger RNA, 774 nt
Organism: Schistosoma rodhaini
Lineage: Eukaryota; Metazoa; Platyhelminthes; Trematoda; Strigeidida; Schistosomatidae
Source: the annotation of a GenBank genome assembly
AUGCAUUCUGCAUUGUACAAAUUUCCUUUACUUCGUAACUUGAACUUGGGUCGCGUAAAAUUUCAAAUUUCCCAUUCACCGUCUGGUAAUAUACAACCUUUUGUUUGCCAAUCAACUCAGCCUACAUCUUUAAAUGAUAUAACAUUUGUGCCUGGACCAGAAAAGCCUAGUACAUGGUGGCCUCAUCAACCGUUAGUUCCUGGACGUCGUGUAGUAAAAUUAUAUCCUGUUCGUUUUCGAAACAAACUUCGUAUUGCACUAGUCAGAGAAGGAUGUUCCAAUAGACCUUUCUUUACCAUACAGAUUAAAUCUAAUCUGGCCGAAUCGAAAAAAAUUGGCAUUGAACAAGUUGGUUCAUGGGAUCCAUUACCGAAUAUUCAUGGAGAACAAUUGAUUGCAUUAAAUUUUGAACGUAUCUCCUACUGGAUAGGUAUGGGAGCUGAACCAACUGUUCGUGUGGCUGAAUUAUUAGGAUUAUGCGGAUUUUUACCAGUACAUCCAAGAUCUUAUUUAAUGGCUCAUAGAGCUCGUAUUGCAAUGGCGAAAUAUUUGGAGAGACUAAAACAAAAACAGAAUGAACAGGUUACUGAUGAUAUCACACUGAAAAGUGGUGAUGCAAACGAAGGUGAAAUAGUAGUGGAUAAUCAAAAAGAUGACACUAAAGAAGUGGAUGUUGAUUUACGUGUUGAUUCAAUAUGGCGUAGAGGAAAUGAACCACCGCACUGGUGCUACAUUUCAAAGUUCGUUGAUCCGGAAACAGCUAAACCAAUCUAA